This is a messenger RNA of Aspergillus ruber CBS 135680, 1168 nucleotides long. Its product is annotated as YeeE/YedE family protein. The record is from RefSeq and is a predicted model, not a curated record. The transcript is spliced from 2 exons. The coding region runs from base 56 to 1054 and encodes 332 amino acids. Gene Ontology annotation, cellular component: plasma membrane. Lineage: Eukaryota; Fungi; Ascomycota; Eurotiomycetes; Eurotiales; Aspergillaceae.
CUUGUCUGCACACUGGCGAUUUUGUGAAUAAAUGACUUGAGUCGGCUAUCGCAUAAUGUUCACCCCGGUGCAUACCUCCCUAGGUGCCCUCCUGCUAUUUCAAGGCUCCUCGGGCCUUCUACUACACAACGGAGCCGUUUUUGGAAUCUCCUCGCUUCUCGCAGGGAUUAUUUUCAACCCAAAUCGCUAUAAUUUGCCUAUAAUCGCGGGCCUUGUGUCCAGUGCAGUCCCGAUUUACUGGCUCGCACCGUCAUUGCUACCGACAUAUCCUGCGGCUCCGAGCUCGUGGGCUUCUAUAGCAUCUACGCUAGGUGUUGGGUUUUUGUUGGGAUGGGGAACUAAGAACGGCCGUGGUUGCACUUCUGGCCACAUGCUCUGUGGCCUCUCUCGCCUAUCACCUCGCUCGUUGAUCGCAACAGCUGUCUUCUUUCUCACUGCUCUACUAACAGCCAAUUUCGUCAACGGAGGCCAGAACAUUCCUGCUUGCGCAAAUGGCAUCCCUUGCUAUACCCCGAUCUACCCAUCAAUCCCUGAACUCGGAUUCAUGGCAGCCGCGACUAUCCUUGCCGGCAUCACCAACUACUCCAUCGUCCCCAAGUCGCUUAACCGAUCGGAGGAAUCCCAAACAGUCUUUUCGUAUCUGGCGGGUCUGGAGUUUGGUCUGGGCUUGUUUAUCUCCGGGAUGGCGGAUCCCGCGAAAGUACUCCGAUUUUUUGCGUUCCUUACGGAUCCUUCCCGUUUCGAUCCUUCGUUGGCCUUGAUUAUUCUCUUUGGAAUUGGCCCGUCGCUUAUCACCUACUUAUUUGCGAAACCCGGACAACAUAGAGAUGAAAAUGACGGCAAGCCUACCAAGCCUACCCUCGCUGAACAGUGGAGACUUCCUACUGCUACUGUGGCAGAUAUUGACUGGCGGUUCGUGACUGGUGCCGUGGGUUUCGGGCUCGCUUGGGGAUUACGAGGUGUCUGCCCGGGGCCUGCUGUUUUGCGAACAGUGCUGCAGCCGACUUGGGGUGUUGUACAGAUGGCAGGGUACAUGUUGGGGAACUUGCUGUGACAAUUGGAACAUCAGUUUCAUUAUGAGGGGAGGUUCAGCCUGAAAUUAUACUUCUAGGACAGAGGAAAGAUCGUAAAAUAUACCAGUACUAUAUACAGCCUUCCGCACUUUUGU